Molecule: messenger RNA, 2798 nt
Organism: Brachypodium distachyon (stiff brome)
Lineage: Eukaryota; Viridiplantae; Streptophyta; Magnoliopsida; Poales; Poaceae
Product: probable potassium transporter 2
Exons: 10
Coding region: 116-2470 (784 amino acids)
Biological process (GO): potassium ion transmembrane transport
Cellular component (GO): membrane
Molecular function (GO): potassium ion transmembrane transporter activity
Source: RefSeq, a predicted model, not a curated record
GCCUCUCCCCGCACCACCUCUCCAUCCCUCGCCGUGUUUUAUAACUUCACGGAAUCGCGCUCUACCGCCGGUGGGACACCUCGCGCCGCCGCCGCCACCGCCAGAGUCCGAUCGUAUGGACGCCGAGGCCGGCGCCGCCGGCGCCGACCAGCUUCCGUGGCGGCAACGCUACAGGAAUCUACUACUUCUAGCAUACCAGAGCUUUGGCGUUGUCUAUGGGGACCUAAGCACAUCGCCUCUUUAUGUAUAUAAAAGUGCAUUCUCAGGAAGGCUAUCUCGAUACCAAGAUGAACAGACAGUAUUCGGUGUACUUUCCCUGAUAUUUUGGACCUUCACACUUGUUCCUUUGCUCAAGUAUGUCAUUAUUGUAUUGAGCGCUGAUGACAACGGCGAAGGUGGACCAUUUGCUCUGUAUUCACUCCUCUGCAGGCAUGCAAAGCUUAGCUUGCUUCCAAAUCAACAAGCAGCGGAUGAGGAACUUUCUACAUACUACAGAGAUGGGUUUGCAGCUCAACAUGGAUCUACACCUUGGCUACGAAGGUUUCUAGAGAAGCACAAAACAAUCAAAACUGUGCUUCUCCUUGUAGUUCUUUGUGGUGCUAGCAUGGUGAUUGGUGAUGGUGUCCUUACUCCAGCAAUCUCAGUCCUGUCAUCUAUGUCUGGAUUGCAAGUUCGAGCUACUGGUUUACAGGAUCGUUCUGUGGUGCUACUUUCAUGCAUUGUAUUGGUUGGUCUGUUUUCCUUGCAACACCGAGGUACUCAGAAGGUAGCAUUCAUGUUUGCACCGAUUGUCAUCAUCUGGCUCUUUUGCAUUGGUGGAAUCGGUUUGUACAACAUAGUUCAUUGGAAUCCAAGGAUAUACCAAGCACUCUCUCCAUAUUAUAUUGUUAAGUUCUUUCAGACAACCGGUACAGAUGGCUGGAUUGCUCUAGGAGGAAUACUGCUUUCUAUGACAGGAAGUGAAGCUAUGUUUGCUGACCUCGGUCAUUUUACAAGUGCAUCUGUCAGGCUGGCUUUUAUUACCAUCAUAUAUCCAUGCCUCACAUUACAAUAUAUGGGCCAAGCAGCAUUUCUGUCAAAGAACAUGUUUCACAUGCGCACAAGUUUUUAUGACUCCAUCCCAGGACCUGUAUUUUGGCCUGUAUUUGUGGUGGCCACUCUUGCUGCAGUCGUUGGAAGCCAGGCUGUUAUCUCAGCUACAUUCUCUAUUGUAAAGCAAUGCCAUGCUUUGGGAUGUUUCCCACGAGUGAAGGUUGUUCAUACAUCGAGGUGGAUCUAUGGGCAGAUAUACAUUCCUGAAAUAAAUUGGAUCCUUAUGGUGCUUUGCGUAGCUGUCACAGUUGCAUUCCGUGAUACUACCCUUAUCGGAAAUGCCUAUGGUAUUGCUUGCAUGACUGUCAUGCUUGUUACUACAUUCUUGAUGGCAUUGAUCAUCAUCUUUGUUUGGCAAAAGAACAUAAUAUUUGCCUUGUUGUUCCUAUUUUUCUUCGGAUCCAUUGAAACUGUCUAUCUUUCUUCAUCUCUCAUGAAGGUUCAUCAAGGGGGAUGGGUGCCUCUUGUGCUUGCUUUUAUAUUCAUGUCUGUCAUGUUCAUUUGGCACUUUGGAACAAGAAGGAAGUACCAGUUUGAUCUUCAGAACAAAGUGUCAAUGAGAUCGAUCUUGUCUCUAGGUCCAAACCUUGGCAUAGUCCGGGUUCCAGGAAUUGGACUGAUUUACACUGAGCUGGUGACUGGUGUGCCUGCCAUCUUCACACAUUUUGUCACUAAUCUUCCUGCCUUUCAUGAAGUCCUAGUCUUUCUUUGUGUUAAGUCAGUACCGGUCCCGUAUGUUCCACCAGAUGAGAGAUACCUUGUGGGUAGGAUUGGACCUAGAGCAUAUCGGAUGUACCGUUGCAUUGUCAGGUAUGGUUACAAAGAUGUGCAGAGAGACGAUGAAAAUUUUGAGAACAUGUUAGUUAUGAGCAUUGCAAAGUUCAUUAUGAUGGAAGCUGAGGAUGUCUCGUCUUCAGCCAGUUAUGAUAUGGCUAACGAAGGAAGAAUGGCCGUCAUAAGAACCACUGACGAUGCUGGCACACCAUUGGGCAUGAGAGAUUUGAGUGGUCUAGCGGAGUCCAUUUCUACUACGAGGAGUAGCAAGUCUGAGAGCCUUCGAAGCUUGCAGUCCUCUUAUGAGCAGGAAUCACCAAGUGUAAGCCGUAGGCGCCGUGUUCGCUUUGAGCUGCCAGACGAGGACAACAUGGAUCAACAGGUGAAAGAUGAGUUACUAGCACUCGUGGAGGCGAAACAUGCAGGGGUUGCGUACAUAAUGGGCCAUUCUUACAUUAAAGCUAGGAGGAGCUCCAGUUUUCUGAAGAAAUUUGCAAUCGAUGUUGGCUACUCUUUCCUCCGGAAGAACUGCAGAGGUCCAUCAGUCUCGCUGCAUAUUCCUCAUAUUAGUCUGAUAGAAGUUGGUAUGAUCUACUACGUGUAGCCUAAUGCUCUUGUUCACAUGUGGGCAUCAGGUGGCAACCAAGCAUGUGCUGCCUAUGGACCCCUGUGGUUUUUGUCUGGAGUUGAAGUUGCAAUCUCUAGGGACGGAAUGCUGCAUCAAAGUGCUCCCAGUUUCAGUCUGGUAGAGAUGAAGGCGCUGUGCAUGUUAAUAUUACUUGUCAGCCCAAAUAAAACGCCAGAUCCGUAUUAUUGAUUCUAGUUCUUUUUUUUCUUUUGGUAUAUCUCUAUACAUGCGAUGUAUUUUCUUUUCCCUGGGAACGACGUCACGGAAGUCAAUUCUGUCAUAUAAAUUAAUUUUGCCGCUUCCA